Magnolia sinica is the source of this 859-nucleotide messenger RNA. RefSeq names its product probable E3 ubiquitin-protein ligase RHY1A. The record is from RefSeq and is a predicted model, not a curated record. The transcript has 3 exons. Bases 129 to 695 code for a protein of 188 amino acids. NCBI's taxonomy places the organism in Eukaryota, Viridiplantae, Streptophyta, Magnoliopsida, Magnoliales, Magnoliaceae. Gene Ontology annotation, biological process: ubiquitin-dependent protein catabolic process. Gene Ontology annotation, molecular function: ubiquitin protein ligase activity.
CUCUCUCUAUCUCUAUUCUCUUCCCUUGAACAUAUACAAAGAGAUGAAAUCUGAAUAAUCUCUCUCUCUCUCUCUCUCUCUCUCUCUCUCUCUCUCUCUCUCUCUCUCUCUCUCUCUCUCUCUCAUCCAUGGCUGGCAUGCUCCCUGGCGUGGAAUGUGCUCGAAGGAGGCGAGUCCAUCAAGGAGGAUCAAAUGACCAACAGAAUAGGACGAGACGAUUUUCCUUCUGUCUGUACACCAGCAACCAUGAUACCCAUCUCAAUACCAACUCUCUGCUGAGGAGAACCCAAAGCUUCCAAUCUGAGAAUCUUGGAGAUGUUGCAAGGGAAGCCAAGGAGAGACUGGAUGAGAGGCUCAAGAUCCAGCGAAAAUCAGAAAUCACAGGGCAUAAGAGCAAAGGAAACAUAAAAUCCAAGAAUGAAAAUGUCCAUGACAGCUUGGCGCCUGCAAUCUUCAGUUAUCUGCAGAGAGAGGUCUUCGAUCCAAAGAAGAAAAUCAGCAAACGGUUUAGCUGGGCAAGGUUGGGGUGGAAAGCAUCUGAUCAGAUCGAGUGCGCUGUUUGCUUGGAAUGGUUCAAAUCUGGGGACAUUUUGGUGCACCUACCAUGUGCCCAUCGGUUCCACUCAAUGUGCUUGGUUCCAUGGUUAGAAUCUAAUGCUCAUUGCCCCUGUUGCAGGACCCAAAUCUUCUCUUAAUGCAACCAAUAGAAAUUAUCAUUACAAAGUGUAAUUUAAGUUGUUCCACUGCCUUUCAUGUUAGUAAUUUUGAAUAUUAUAGCAAUGUAGAUAUUUUCUUGGGAUGAUCACAAACGCUUCCCCUCUGAUUUCCGACAAUUGUAAAUACCUUUUCCCUGCUUGGA